This is a messenger RNA of Somion occarium, 2378 nucleotides long. The record is from the annotation of a GenBank genome assembly. Lineage: Eukaryota; Fungi; Basidiomycota; Agaricomycetes; Polyporales; Cerrenaceae.
GAACCAAGUUUGUUGCUCACCUUCAUCAUCGGCCGCUCAAGGCCUUGGCUCUUUGUUGCAACGGGUGCGAGAUAAUGUCUGAAUACGUAGCAUUUACUCACAAAUCUCGGAGACUGACACAUCGUAGUGUGUCCAAUACACGAGGCAGAGAUAGAAAGAAUCUGGAAGACUCGGUAUGGGAUCUCUCAUAGCGAUUCCAAACUAGUGUGGGCGGCCAGUUGAACAUUGGCCGCUAAACACCUUCUAUGAUCAUGCCAUGCGUGUACUCCGAGAUUUAAAGAAGAUAUCUUACAGUUCCGAAAGUAACCGGUAUCGCUCGAGUAAAGCAAUGAGUUUGUAUAAGAUGCGAGCUUGCGAUAGGAUGCUAUUCUGCGUGGUAUCUACAUACCAAUCACUCUCCCGCUGUCGACAUGGGAUCAUUGCGUAUCAUGGCUGCUAUCGAUGCUAUCCAUGAUAUCUCUCAUUCCAAAGCAUUCUUUCUGCUUGGCCUCUGUGCAGUAGUGAUCUUUGUCGUUCGUUGGUACAAGGCCUCUCUGAAGGGAACGCUGCCUCCGGGACCUCGGGGUUUUCCGAUCGUCGGUAACACAUUCCAGCUGGGACGCCUACCUUGGUUCCAGCUUACGCGGUGGGCGCGACAGUAUGGGCCGAUCUAUUCUUUAAAUCUCGGUGGCCAGAUCUUGAUCGUUCUCAAUAACCAUAAGGUGGCCUCCGAUCUCCUCGAUAAACGAUCGGCGAUAUACGCAGAUCGCCCACGCAUGAUCAUGACCGGAGAGCUCCUGUGUGGAGGUUUCUUUUUCGCAUUCAACAGUUGCAAUGAUUUAUGGCGUAGACUUCGUAAGGCCGCUUUUGAAGGCUUGAAUUUCAGGUCUUCGGAGGUAUUUCAACCCGUUCAAGAACGAGAGGCCAUUCGUCUCGCCGAAGCGUUGGUCAAGAACCCAUCGGCUUGGAUGGACCAUAUCAAUAGGGUCACAGCAUCCGGCGUCCUUUCAGUCUGCUAUUCUUUGCCUCCAGUCGCAUCAGCGGAAGAUCCCGUUAUUACUCUUAUCAACAACUUCAUGCACCGCAUUGAAGCUGGUUCUCGUCCGGGAGAAUAUCUGGUUGAGCUCUUUCCUUGGAUGUUAAGGCUGCCAAAGUGGAUGGCUAAGUGGCAUCGUGAUGCUGAUGAAGCCCAUGCGCGAGAUACUGAAAUGUUCAUGAAGUUCCACUUAGACGCAAAGCGUCGAGCGGCCCUUGGUCAAUGUGGACCAUGCAUGAGUGGAAUCCUCAUGGAAAGGAACGAGGUUAGUGACAAGGAAGCAGCAUGGCUUGCUGGAACGCUUUUUGGCGCCGGUUCCACGACGACUGCCGCAGCUCAGCACGUCUUUAUUCUCGCAAUGGUGCUCUACCCCGCUGCUAUGCGAAAGGCUCAGGCAGAGAUCGACGCAGUCGUUGGUCGUUCGCGGCUGCCAAAUUUCAGUGAUCGUAAUAAAUUGCCCUAUGUCCAAGCUAUCAUACGAGAGGUCUUCCGCUGGAGAAACAUUGGACCGUUGGGCCUUCCCCACUAUAGUACAGAGGACGAUUGGUACGAAGGCUAUUACAUUCCCAAAGGAUCGAUGAUCUUCUUUAAUCAAUGGGCCAUGAACACCGAUACCGAGGUGUAUGGUGACGACUUUAAUACCUUCCGACCGGAACGUUUCCUAGAUGAAACCGGCAAGAAAGAGAAUGUUCCUCCAAACACCCAUGGCGAGGGCCAUACAGGCUUUGGAUAUGGUCGUCGGAAGUGCGUUGGUGUCAAUCUUGCCAAGAGCACCAUGUUUAUCAACAUCGCAACGACCCUGUGGGCCUUUGACAUUGGAAGAGGAAAGGACAGCAACGGAAACGUAUUUACUCCGGACCCAGAUGCUUUCGAAGAUCGAGGACUGGUUGUUGGUCCCGAUCCCUUCCCUGUUACUUUCACCCCUCGGUACCCUGACGUUGUGCCAGAGAUCCUCGCUCAUGCUCAACAGGUCGUCCGACCGGUCCAAGUUCAACACACACCCAUUGCCCCCAAAGAUAUGCCUGUUGACGCUGAGGCGUACUAAGCAUCCUCAGUUAUACUGCAAUAUCUACACUCGUCGCAAAUCUUCGUCGUUAGUUUGCGUCACUCGUUUUUCCCUUUCCGAUUGUUUUCCACAUGCUUUCCGUUAUUGCAUACUUUGAUCUUGUGCAUUCUGCUAUUCCCUAGCAUAUCUCGGUCGUUCAAUCCUCGUAUUGUCGUUCACUCGCAGGCUACGCAUUUGUUCCAUUGUAAUUGUGUACCAUUUUACCCUGUAUAAACCUAGACAGGUACUUAUUUCCGUUGCUGCAAAUGUUGAAUAAGUGUUGAUUUAAUAUCAACGCCCACUUUGGUCUUCUCACGG